AUGGCUCCCUCGGCCACGAGCGAGCAGCCCGCCGCUGCGCAACCCCAGGAGAAGACGUACCCGCCAGCCAAGAUCUACAACGUCAAAGAGACGCGCUUCGAAAAGUUUAUCGCCCCCGAUAGCGAAGGUCGCAAGAAGGCCCUUCAGCAAAAUGGCAACGCUGCGAUCGUCAUUGACAAUGGAUCCUCGGCCGUCCGCGCUGGCUGGUCGUUCGAGGAUGCGCCGCGCUUCAGCAUGCCUCCGAUCAUGGCCAAAUACCGCGACCGCAAGGCCGGCAAGACGUUUUCUUUUGCCGGUGCCGACUGCUUCGCCGAUACGACUGCCAGAGGCCAUAUCCGCAGCGCCUUUGAGCCAGGUACUGGAAUCGUUAGCAAUUGGGACGUCAUGGAACACGUGCUUGAUUACAUCUUCCUCAAGCUCGGACUGAACGACUCCGAUGGCGGCGUCGAUGUGCCCGUCGUCAUGACCGAGGCUGUCGCUAACCUUCCCUACUCGCGGAAAUCAAUGACGGAGAUCAUUUUUGAAUGCUACAAUGCACCCUCACUCGCCUACGGCAUCGACUCCCUGUUCUCAUACCGACACAACCAAGGAAAGACUGGGCUUGUGGUGUCGUCAUCUUACACCUCUACACAUAUCAUACCUGUUUAUAACUCCAAGGCUAUGCUUGCUCAAGCAACGCGACUGAAUUGGGGAGGAUAUCACAGCGCCGAAUAUCUUCUCAAGCUGAUCCGUCUCAAAUACCCUGCCUUUGCUGGCAAGCUCAAUGCUUCGCAGGCCGAGCACAUGCUCAAGGAUCAUUGCUACAUUUCUGAUUCAUAUGAGAACGAGAUCAAGAGCUACUUGGACUGGACUGGCUUGGAAGAUCGCGAUAUUGUAAUCCAGUACCCGUUCACAGAGGAGGUCGUUGUGCAAAAGUCGGAAGAGGAAUUGGCGCGCAUAGCUGAGCGCAAAAAGGAAAGCGGCCGUCGUUUACAGGAACAAGCUGCCAAGAUGCGCUUGGAAAAGUUGAUGAAGAAGGAGCAGGAUCUAGAGUAUUACAAAACUCUUCAGCAGCAAAUUACUAACGAAACCAAGAAGGAGACGCGACGGCUUUUGGAUAGCAACGAGAUCAAGGAUGAAGCCCAACUCGAAAAGAUGAUCAAGGAACUGGACAAGGCUAUCAGAAAAGCCAGAAUAAAGGAUGUUGGUGGAGAUCCCGAGGAGGAGGAGGAAGCGCCCAACUUUGAUCUACUCGACAUACCUGACGACCAGCUCGAUGAAGCGAAACUGAAGCAGAAACGCCAGCAGCGGCUGCUCAAGUCCAACCAUGACGCCCGCGCUCGUGCCAAGGCCGAGAAGGAGGCCGAGAAGGCCCGAGUUGAGGAAGAAGCGCGGUUGGACACUGAGCGCCGCACCAACGACCUGGAAGGGUGGCUGGACGAGAAGCGCCAGGCGCGGCUGGAGACGCUGCAAAAGAUCAAGGAGCGUGACAGGCUGAAGCAGGACCUAGGCAACCGCAAGUCGCUAGCGUCGCAGAUCCGCAUGAAGAGCAUCGCGAACCUAGCAUCGGACAACCCGACCAAGAAGAGGCGGCGCGGCGGCGACGAUGACAACUUUGGCGCCGACGACGACGACUGGGGCGUGUACCGGCAAAUCACCGUCGGCGACAACAGCGACGACGAGCACGAGGAGGUGGACCUCAACGCGAGCCUGCGCGGGCUCGAGCAGGAGCUGCUCCAGUUCGACCCGGACUUCACGUACGAGCACACGCAGGAGGCGCAGUCGGACUGGUCGCGCUCGCUGCUGCACGCGUUCGCGCGCGGCCCGCGGCCUUUCGACGCCGGCUCACAGGCCGAGCUCAACCAGAUCCACCUCAACGUCGAGCGCAUCCGCGUGCCCGAGGUCGUCUUCCGGCCGUCCAUCGCCGGCGUCGACCAGUCCGGCGUCGUCGAGAUCGCCGGCGACGUGCUCGCCCAACGGCUCGCCGGCCUGCCCGGCGGCGUCGACGUGGACGACUUCCUCCGCGACGUCUUCCUCACCGGAGGCGGCACGCUCUUCCGCAACUUUGACCAGCGCAUGCGCGACGGCCUCCGGUCCCUGCUCCCCGCGAACGCGCCCCUCAAGGUGCGCCGUGCAGCGGACCCGCUGCUCGACGCCUGGCGCGGCGCGGCCGGCUGGACGGGUACGUCGGCGUGGAAGCAGGCGACGGUCUCGCGCGAGGAGUACCUCGAAAAGGGCGCCGAUUACAUUAAGGAGCAUGACAUGGGCAACUCGUAUGCUUGA
This is a messenger RNA of Cordyceps fumosorosea ARSEF 2679, 2262 nucleotides long. Its product is annotated as Actin-like protein. Gene Ontology annotation, cellular component: cytoplasm; Ino80 complex. Bases 1 to 2262 code for a protein of 753 amino acids. Gene Ontology annotation, biological process: regulation of DNA-templated transcription. The transcript has 4 exons. Lineage: Eukaryota; Fungi; Ascomycota; Sordariomycetes; Hypocreales; Cordycipitaceae. The record is from RefSeq and is a predicted model, not a curated record.